Hansenula ciferrii is the source of this 1023-nucleotide messenger RNA. It is a transcript of the gene DUS4, whose product is annotated as tRNA dihydrouridine synthase. Gene Ontology annotation, biological process: tRNA processing. The transcript has a single exon. NCBI's taxonomy places the organism in Eukaryota, Fungi, Ascomycota, Saccharomycetes, Phaffomycetales, Wickerhamomycetaceae. Bases 1 to 1023 code for a protein of 340 amino acids. The record is from RefSeq and is a predicted model, not a curated record. Gene Ontology annotation, molecular function: tRNA dihydrouridine synthase activity; flavin adenine dinucleotide binding.
AUGACCAAAAUUGAACCAAGAAACCCAGAAAAUAAUCCAAUAAGAAUAAUAGAAAGAUGUCGUAAAGAAGGUCGUCCAGUGUUUAUUGCAGGUCCUAUGGUACGAUACAGUAAAUUACCAUUUCGUUCAUUAGUAAGAGAAUAUAAUACAGAUUUAGUUUAUUCACCAAUGAUAUUAGCAAGAGAAUUUGUUCGUAAUGAAUUUGCAAGAUUAAGUGAUUUUACAACAAAUAAUUAUGAUACCCCAUUGAUAGUACAAGUGGGUACUAAUAAUGUUACUGAUUUAUUAAGAUUUGUUGAAAUGAUUCAUCCUUUUGUUGAUGGUAUUGGAAUAAAUUGUGGUUGUCCUAUAAAAGAACAAAUUAGAGAAGGUAUUGGUGCAGCAUUAAUGAGUGAACCUGAUUUAGUUAGUGAUAUGGUUUAUGCUGUGAAACAAAAAUAUGGUGAUAAAGUUUGUAUUGAAACAAAGAUUAGAAUUCAUCCAGAUUUAAAUGAAACUGUUAAAUUUGUUCAAAAAGUUGAAAAAGCUGGUGUGGAUUUUAUAACUGUUCAUGGACGUACCAAGACAACAAGAUCUUCUCAACCAGCAAAUUUUGAGGCCAUAAAAUUAAUGAACGAAUCAGUUUCAGUACCAGUUAUUGCCAAUGGUGAUUGUUUUUCAUUAAAUGAUGCUUAUGAAAUUGUUAAAAAAACUAAAGUUGAUGGUGUUAUGGCAGUUCGUGGUAUUUUAGAUAAUCCUGCAUUAUUUGCUGGUUAUGAAAAAGCUCCAUGGGGCUGUAUUGAGAAAUUUUGGGAAUAUUCAACAAGUUAUGGAUUAACUUAUAGAUUAUUACAACAUCAUUUAUCAUGUAUGUUAGAUGGACGUAUACCAAAAGAAUUAUAUAAAGAAAUGAUGGAUAUAAAAACAUUAGCACAAUUAAUAGAUUUUUUCGAUAAUAAUUUCAUAUUGAAAAGAUCAAAUGAAGAAGGAUUUGGAACAGGUAUUGAAAUUCCAUUUAAAACUCAAAGAGCAUUGCAUAUAUAG